Brettanomyces bruxellensis is the source of this 5094-nucleotide messenger RNA. RefSeq lists its product as uncharacterized. Gene Ontology annotation, biological process: regulation of transcription by RNA polymerase II. The coding region runs from base 1 to 5094 and encodes 1697 amino acids. Gene Ontology annotation, molecular function: transcription coregulator activity. The transcript has a single exon. The record is from RefSeq and is a predicted model, not a curated record. NCBI's taxonomy places the organism in Eukaryota, Fungi, Ascomycota, Pichiomycetes, Pichiales, Pichiaceae. Gene Ontology annotation, cellular component: mediator complex.
AUGUCUUCAAUGUCACAACAGCCUAAUACUGCAACUUCUGAUACAUUUUUGGGACAAAGUCCAACUGUCACCUGUUCUAAUCGUUUUGAUUCCGAUUCUGCUACAAUAACGAACUAUUAUAAAUUUGCCAAUGUCACCGAUAUUGUGUGUUGCUUUUAUCAUGUUUUCACCGAUUCGUCAAAUUCACAACUUCAAACCGUACCCACUUUACUCCAACGUGUUCAUGGUUAUGACCUUCUUUUAAAAUCAAAAUUGCGUUCCGAACACAAUAUCAAUAAUGUUAUCACAUAUGUAUCGAAAAGAGAAAUAUGUAUUUUUCAACUUCGAACGACUAAGGAAGAGCGCAGUUCUGAUGUUACACUUGAAGCAUCUGAAGCAGAAGGAUCCAAACCAAAUGAUCGUCCAGAAAUACGAUUUCUCAAGAAUGCUGUUGAUCAAAUCAUUUUAAAGCAUCACCUCAAUCUUAAGUUCUUGUCGGCAUCCAUAUUUGAUUCCAAGAUAAUAUUUCAAAGUCCAACAUCAACAUCUCAGACAUCGAAGAAAAGACCAAUUGGAAUAGUGUAUCUCAGCUUUCUUAGAGCUGUCAAAUGUUACAUAAUACAUGAAUUAUCUAGUUGGCACAGGCUUUUCCAGGGAAGUAGGCAUGCAUUAUCAUUGGAUAUGGUCCCAUUUGGUAAUCAGAUGUUAACAACGUCUACAAUUCACACAACUAUAACAGGCGGACAUUCCAUGACCGAGAGAAAGAAGAAGUUGGUAGGUUACUCGAUUUUUCAAGUCAAUCCUUCAAUGAACAAGAGUGGUGAUUUGCUUGUAAAUUUUUCCGCCAGCAAAAAGAUGUUUUACAAAUUGUCUGAUUACUUAGCAAUCAAUUGUGAUAAUGAUCCGAAGUUACUUGACAAGAAAAGCUUCGCUGUUUUUAUGUGUCCGUCCGGAGUCCAAUGUUCCUUUGCUGUUGAAGGAUGUUUCAGUAAAUCAAUAUGCGAUGAGCCAUCGUCCGUUAAUUCUUUUGCCUCAUUAUUAAAGGCAUAUAGCAAUAUCGAUAUUAUUAAGGACAUUUCCUUUCAACCAAGCGAAGUGAGAAAAUGGAUCAGAUUAGUUCCAAAUUUAAAGCAUGUCAAUGGCCUCACCCAAGACAUUUCACGAUUCACUGAGCAGAUCUCGAGUGCAGGAAGAUUUAUAAUGUGGCCAUUGGAGUUGUGCUUCAUAUUAUUUCCGGUAGAACCAGAAGAGGCACAUGUGUUUGAUAUUCCAUCUAUAUGUGAUCCUUGGGAUCUAACUGAUAAGUUGUUGAAUAUAAGUCCAAAAAAUAGCAGUAAGACUGUUAAUAUGGAUGUUAGACCGAUUCGAAAAGAAGCAUCUUCGAUAAAUUUUUCACAUGAUGUUGCGGCCGAUACAGAGAAAUCAGUGCAUUCUUUGAACAAAAUUUCUGUUCCAAGGUCUCCUGUAAAAAUGAAUGUGAUUGAGCCGAAUUCCGAUGGUGUUAAAAAUCCUGAAAUCGAUAAUAAUUCAUCUACAGUUGUUUCAAACGAUAAAUAUGGGGGGAAUUCAUUAAUGAAUGGGGACAAGAAUGAUGGAGAUGAUGAUGUACCUGAUGAAAACAUGAGUGAUCUAUUUGGAGAUGACGAUAGUGAUGAUUCAAAAGAAACUGGAUCAGUUGAUAACAAAGAUGUUACAGAGAAAAAGAUAAGGGAAAACACAGAUAGUGAAGUCGGUGAUGAAACGGAUAAGCAUACAGACACGUCAUCAAUUCAUUUAUUGUCAGCUAGGACCAGUCCCUUGUAUGAGGAUCCAGGGGCUCCAGGUCCAGUUUCUCUUCAAAUAUUUGUAACACCAUCUACCUCAGAGAGUAUACCUGAGUCUGAAGAAAAUUCCAGUGGUUCGAAGUCAACGGGUGAGUCCAAGAAAUCUAUUUUUGCACCUUUAAGUUUUAACCCGCUUAUAAAAAAGGAUAUUGAUAGCAAAUAUUCAAGUGGCGGAAAGUACUUUGUGAAAAGUGGCGAGCACUCAACACAAAAUACUGGUAGUGAUAGUUCCAAGCCAAAAUUCCCUCUCGAUGAAGAUGCUGAUGUUGAGGUCUCCGACACUGAUGAGGAUAAAUCAGAUGGUUAUGAUGAGGAUUCGGAUGAUGUGGGAGCUUUGGGCUCGAAUGGACCUGUAGAGGAUACUGAGAAUGAAAUCGAAAACGAUGGAAACCUUGACAGUGAAGAUAAUGAUACUUCAAUGUCAGCAUCUGAAGAAGAAAGUGAGGCAUCUGAGGUUGAAGAGUCUGGUAGUCAGGGGUAUAUUCAUAAUAUAAGUACGAUGCGAUCUGUGGGUGUGCAGGCAACCUCUUUACUUGCUAGUCCUGUGACUCCUCAUAGUGCUAUAUUUGAAAAAUCUGGAAAAGAGGUGGAGAGUUGGAUGUUCUGGAUUUUAAGAGGUCCUUCUGUUGUCAGUAUACCUUCUCACUUUCUGCCAAACAUGAAUUCACUAAAAGUUCCAGUAGACGAGCUCCAAAACAUUUUGCCAGUUCUAGAGGAUUUUAUCCUGUUUUCUCAAAAAGAUUUAGGGAGUGCUGAUUUGGGCACCCUAAUUCAACAUCGUUCAAAUACAUCUAUGCCUGAUUUUGACGUCGAUUUUGUUAUUCAGAAGGUUUUUCCAGGUGUCGUGAAAGCCCCCCUCGUUGAUUUAUUAAAUGAACCUGAAGAUGGUGCAAGUGAUUCGAAAUUGAAAAAUGAGAAUGCGUAUGAAUGUCUUUUUGGUGAAAAUCCACCGCUUGAGAAGAAAGGGUCUCUGGUUAAAGGCAUUGAACGUAGCGAGAAUCACGAAUUUGAUGAUCCCAGCUUUUCAACUGCAACGCCUUCUGAGCAGGAUCACACACAACAGUUAUCACCUAAUGUAUUACUGCCGUCCGAUGUUGGCCGAAAGAAGUCGGAAGUAACGUCUAAUAAAUUAUUCAGGAUCCCGACGACUUUCGUAUCUGUGAAGCGACUGGGAAAGAAUCUCAGAUUGAAUGAAACUGCCCUUCCAUUUUGGAAGCAAUUGGGGCUAGAUGUAGCCGGGCAUAAGAAAAAUUUUGAAAUUUUGGUUGUGAUGCCCCAGUCUGAUAACGGGUAUUAUGUGCAUGAGAUUAAUCAAUUGAUAGAUUCACUUGUUCAAGAGUAUUCAGCACGGGGGUUGGGUACAAUCCUGAAGUGCAGGGGUUCUGGAGUGGUUACAAUCAAGUCAGAUAAAUCUACAGAAGAAAGUUAUUGGAAUCAGGUGCAAAAAGUUCUUUUAAGUAUGAUACCAUCUUUGAAAGAGGAUACAAGCUUACAACACUCUAAAGAUGAAAAAAGCGUAAAGAAAGGAAACAGAAACUUGUUGUUACUGUUUGCAACCCCAUAUAUUAGUGUUCCUUCAAUUGUACGCAUGGGUCACAUAUGUGCAACAUUUAAGUCAACCUUAUCAGCAAAAGUAAAAGCUGCAAAUGACCCAGAAGGCCGCAAACGCCGUAAGGUUAGUAUCACGGAACAAGAUAGAUUGGCUAUACCCAAUAUUUUCUAUAAAGUUGUUUCAUUCACAACUCUAUAUUCUAAUGCACAACUACGUUAUGAUUUCCAAUCGCUCAGUUAUAUGGGUCAGUUGGCAUUUCAGUUAUAUAGCAUCUGUCCCGAAAGCACUGAUCUUGAGGAGAAAAGUUCUUUUUUCAAAAUUUCACAGCCAUUCAAAACACACAUUGAUUUUCAGUUAACAAAACGUUCUGUUGCGGAGGAGUUGGUAGAAGAUAACUAUUGCCUACACGUUUGUUAUGAGCACUCUGUAGACAAACGAUGGUGUGUUGCAAGUUGGACAGAUCAGUAUGGUAAUUUUAGCUAUUUGAAGUCAUGGUAUAUUUCUGAGAAUUCUGCAUAUAAAUCAUUUGCUGCUGUCGCUGAGAGUAUUUUCAGCAUAAGUUUACAGUUCAUGGAGAGGUAUGGUCAUAAUGGCUCAAUCAUCCUUUCUCGCUUGAAUGAUAUACUGCCGGAUGAUGAGCUGUCUGCUUGGAAGAAAGAAUCUUUACAACACAGAAAUGUUAAAUUGGUGAUUCUUACAAUAGAGCCGGAAUCAUCUUCGCUCAUAUUAUCGAACUAUAAACUUCCGUCUAUUUUAAAGAGCAGAAAAGAUGUGAAUUCUCAAAGCGUGAAUGACCUUCAAAGAAGUUCCGUAUUAUCUUCUGGGCUUGGAAUCAUUUCGAGUGCUAGUCAAACACCUAACGUUGAAACUAAUUCGGCAAUCUCUCCUUCUUUUGGUACUACGCCUAAUGUGGUUCUGGCAUCCAUGACCGGGGGUGGAACGCGCCUCACACCCGUCAGUAGGCAAGGUUUGGAUUCUGCUCCUUCAUAUUUUCUGAGCUCACCAGUGGAUUAUUCACAAGUUCAUUCACUCAAGAAUCAGCUGGGAUUAGCGGAUUCUUCUUCUGCCGGAGCCUACAAUGUUGAUGCUUCAACUUCUAUUGAAGUUACAAGUAGUACCGGAAAUCUUUUUGAUGACCCUAUUCUUAUUGACCGACAGAGUGAAUGUUAUGGAAUCAUAUUUCCGUCUUCACAACCUCUUUUACACCAGCAGAUCCGGCUUCCUCUUCAAACUGGCUUCUUGAUCGGUACAGGAGAUGGUGUAGCAAAAAACAAAACUUUGGAGGUGAAUUUGUUGAGUUGCCCCUCUAAUAUGGAUUCUGUUUGUCUUCUCAAGGAGUUGCUUACGCAGUUCAAGUUUCUAAGUGUCCUUUCGAGAUAUUAUUGUUUAUACCCAGCUAUAAGGAUGUGUGGAAAUGUUGAAUCAAGUGAUACUGAUGCUUUGAACAAUAGCAUAUCAACUGAUGUUGCUGCAUCUAAGGAUGAAAACUACUACUUGCCUGAGAAAAGAGAUUUGGAUUCUUUCGAGUUUGGUGGUUCUGUCGAAGCGGCUUCCAAAAAGGCUGGCGAUAGAAAUAUUCGAUAUCAUGAAUUUUGUAAGCUGCAGAAGCAACAACAAAGAUUGUACCUUUCAAAGGAGUUAGCAGAUCGUUUCUUGUACGAUGAGCAUCCUAUCAUUCCUCCACAUAUAACUGCAGUCAGGAAGAUGUUAGAUUUCUUGGUUCAUCUCCAAAUUGAAUAA